Messenger RNA from Dermochelys coriacea (leatherback sea turtle), 3880 nucleotides. RefSeq names its product fyn related Src family tyrosine kinase (gene FRK). Gene Ontology annotation, cellular component: extrinsic component of cytoplasmic side of plasma membrane. The transcript has 8 exons. The record is from RefSeq and is a predicted model, not a curated record. The coding region runs from base 522 to 2150 and encodes 542 amino acids. NCBI's taxonomy places the organism in Eukaryota, Metazoa, Chordata, Testudines, Dermochelyidae. Gene Ontology annotation, biological process: innate immune response; cell surface receptor protein tyrosine kinase signaling pathway; protein phosphorylation. Gene Ontology annotation, molecular function: signaling receptor binding; ATP binding; non-membrane spanning protein tyrosine kinase activity.
ACUCAUUACCAAAAGCUAGAAUGUGCAGAGAAGUUCACUGCUGAUCACAGAGCAGACACCCAGAAAAAAGAAAAUGAAUGAUCAGAAGCAGUACAACUUGGGAAGAGUCAACACUAAGAUUUUCUAAUGAUUCCUAAUUAUUUUUACAUUUUUUUUCUUUUGGCAGGACAAAAAGAUCAAUGAUUUUCUGUUGCUCCCAGAUUUUGGCCCCAAGACUUUCCCUUUUUGUUUUCUUGAUCAGAUGAGGAAGCAAACAAUUCCUCCCCAUGCAUUAUUGCACUUUAAUGCUCAGGUAUCUCUCUUGAUUCUGAAGCUGCCUGCAAGGAGCUCUCGUUGGGGCUCUGGAGAAAAAAGUUUCCAGCUUCAGCAAAAUUUAUUUAACCUUGUACCAAAGGGGGAAAAAUAUCUUGCAAAGAACUAAAAGGAUGAUAAUGCAAAAGGAUGUAUGAAGGUAUUGCCACUGGGAAAAGAAGAGAGAAAUAAGGAAGAGAGAAGAAACCACAAAGAAACAGAGGAGCAGCAUGGGGAACUUUUGCCGGAAACAUUGCCCUUGGAUGCAGCGGUGUGCCCCUUGGCUCUUUCAAGAGAGUGAUGGAGGACAGGGAGAAAGCUAUAAGACAGGGACAGGCCAAGAUAACCAAGGCUGGGUGGGAGAUGACUACCAGACAGACAAUACUUCUCAGAUAACAACGAAGAAAGUUGUGAGAGCUGGCACUGGAAUUCCUUUGCCUCCACCACGUGAGCAGAAGCCCAAGAACCACCACAAGUUUGUGGCACUGUUUGAUUAUCAGGGCCGCACUAAGGAGGACCUGAGCUUCCGAGCCGGGGAUAAACUUGAGGUGCUAGAUGCAUCUCCUGAGGGUUGGUGGUAUGCUAGCCUCCUCCUGGACAGUGGAUCAACAUGGCCUGGACAGAAGCUGCGUGGCUACAUCCCUGCCAACUAUGUAGCUCCUGAUCAGAGCAUUGAGGCUGAACCAUGGUUUUUUGGACCAGUCACGCGAGCAGAUGCAGAGAAACAACUGUUGUGCCCUGAAAAUCAGGCAGGAGCCUUCCUAAUCCGAGAAAGCGAAAGUCAAAAAGGCGAAUUCUCUCUUUCAGUCUUUGAUGGAGCAGUUGUGAAACACUACAGGAUCAAACAGGAGGCUGACGAGGGCUUUUUUCUUAGCAAAAAGAAUAUUUUUAAAACAUUGAUUGCUUUUGUUGACCACUACACCAAUAACAGCGAUGGCCUCUGUGUAAAGCUCGGGAAGUCCUGUAUAAAGAAAAAGGUUCCUACUCCUUUCGAUUUGUCAUACAAAACUGCAGACCAGUGGGAGAUAGACCGAAAUUCUCUGAAACUGUUGAAAAAAUUAGGUUCUGGUCAAUUUGGUGAGGUGUGGGAAGGUCUCUGGAAUAAUACUACACCAGUGGCAAUCAAAACAUUAAAACCAGGUUCAAUGGAUCCAAAGGACUUCCUGAGGGAGGCACAAAUAAUGAAGAACCUUAGACAUCCAAAGCUUAUACAGCUCUAUGCGGUUUGCACUUUAGAGGAUCCAAUUUAUAUUAUUACUGAGCUGAUGAGACAUGGAAGUCUGCUAGAAUACCUCCAAAAUGAUGCAGGUUCACAGGUCCAUCUGCCAGAACAAAUAGACAUGGCAGCUCAGGUUGCCUCAGGAAUGGCUUACCUGGAAUCCCAGAACUAUAUCCACCGGGAUUUGGCAGCCAGGAAUGUCCUUGUGGGUGAACACAAUGUUUACAAAGUGGCAGAUUUUGGACUUGCAAGAGUUUUUAAGUUAGAAAAUGAAAAUGUAUAUGAAGCUAAACAUGAAACGAAACUCCCUGUGAAAUGGACAGCCCCUGAAGCGAUCCGCUCCAAUAAAUUCAGCAUUAAGUCUGAUGUGUGGUCAUUUGGAAUACUUCUCUUUGAAAUAAUCACCUAUGGGAAGAUGCCUUAUUCUGGUCUGAUGGGCUACCAAGUAAUCCAGAAGCUGGAUAAAGGAUACCGAAUCCCUCAACCAGCUAACUGCCCAGAUAAGCUCUAUAACAUUAUGCUGGAGUGCUGGAGUGCAGAACCCAAAGUACGGCCCACUUUUGAAACAUUGCACUGGAAACUGGAAGAUUAUGAUAUGGACUCUACAUGCUAUACUGAUGCAAAUGCUUUUGUAAAAUGAACAUUGAGGCAGAGACUGAAGAAAAUCAAACAAUCAGUUAAAUGAGUAUGGUGUAAAGGGUAAAUUUAACCUCAAAAUACGAGGGAGGAGAGGUUUAAAUUAUUAGAUGAAACUAAGGAAUUUUAUAAAUUGCCAAGGCUAUGGUGAUUCUCCAGGACACUAGAGAUUUUAAUGUCAGCCAUUGUCUUGCAAAAUUAAGAAAACUGAAAUGAGGGGGCUUUUUUUUGUAAAAUAAGCUCUCUUCUAUUUAUUAUAGAUUGUUGCUCAAUAAGCACUGUUGCAUUGCACUGUUUAUCUUCUAGAAUGGUUAUUUGUUACUCCUUAGAUUGCUGAAGCCCAUCAGCUGGUUGCUAUGAAGGAAUCUGAUUACUUUGUUGCACAGCAGGACCUGUGCUUUGAGACUUCUCUUUUCUUUUUUAAAAUAUCCUGUGACUAUAAUGCUGGCAAAGCCAUAUCAGGUGUCUGAUUGUACAUGAGGUGCACAUUCCUUUGCUAAAGAGGAAAAUGAAACAGAUAUUGGGAAAAUAAUUAAAAUAGCAGCAAAACAUGAACUUUUUGCUUUGUAUACAUGCAGUGUCUCUCUUAUAAAAUAAUCACAAUCAGCAUUAGUUGACUAAGGCUAAGACUCAGAUAGCGUUACAACGUUAAUGAUUUUUUAAAUUAUCCACUGAGGUGCAUAGGAACAUUUUAUAAUUCAUGAAUUUUAAGAAUCAUGAAGCCAGGGUGACCGGACAGAAAAUGUGAAAAAUCGGGACAGCGGGUGGGGGGUAAAGGAGCCUAUAUAAGCUUCCUCUGCUACAGGAGAAGUAGAGCGUGGCUGAUUAUAUGCGGGUCUGAGCAUUGUUAGAAACAUUUAAAACAAUUUUUCCAAUUCUAGGUAAAUUAGCCAGACUUAUGGCUUCUGCUAAAUCCUGAGACCUUGAAGGCUUUUGUGUGCAGCAUAAUUGUGAACUAUAUUUUCCCUUUCAUUUUCAAUUAUUGAACUAUAGAAUCCAUUGUAGUCUGUAAUAUUAAUACAACACAUAUUAUGGGCUCAAAAUAGUCUAACUACUUUCUCCCAAUAUCAGAGAUAUAAGGUGUCUGCCAGGAAAAUCCUAAAAUAGAUAUAAAUAAAUGAAAAGAUUCCCUAACCUAAAGUUUGUAUCUUUCAUUGCUUAUUCUCUCUGCCAUUUCCUUGUUAUUUCCUUCUCCUUACACAUCAAGUCUAUUUACUCCAUUUCAGUACCCCACACUUUCCCCCCUCAUUUGUAAUCUAUUUUUAAUUUCCUCUUUGUCUCAUCUCUUCUUUUCUUGGAAAGCAGCAUCUUCUUCUUUUCCACAUACACCCCAUUCUCUGUUGUCUACCCAAAACUCCCUCCUUUAUUAUACAGUUUCUUCCCCACUUCCUCUUUUCUUUGUCCCUCUGUAUUCUUAUCUCGCUAUCCUCCUUGCUUUCCUUUGUUUUUCAGGUUAAAUGACUUGGCCAAAGGCACAGUGGAAGUCAGUGUUGGGCACUGGGAUAGUCUCAUGAUGAUGAACCACCCCCCUCUUUGUAACAAGAGCUCACACUGGCUACUCAGCAGUGAAGCAAGCUCAGCUACUGAUUAGUGGCCAGCAACCAGAUGGAGCUUGUGAUGACCAUAGCACCAUCAGCCCAGGAGGCAGUCCCCUAGUCAUAAAUUCCAGUCCAGGAUCCUUACAACCAUGGGCUUAACAGGUCCCAUGUACAACUUGACUUUGGAUAGCCUAUU